Schizosaccharomyces osmophilus is the source of this 429-nucleotide messenger RNA. RefSeq names its product mitochondrial ribosomal protein subunit L43 (gene mrpl51). Gene Ontology annotation, cellular component: mitochondrial large ribosomal subunit. Bases 1 to 429 code for a protein of 142 amino acids. The transcript has 3 exons. Gene Ontology annotation, biological process: mitochondrial translation. NCBI's taxonomy places the organism in Eukaryota, Fungi, Ascomycota, Schizosaccharomycetes, Schizosaccharomycetales, Schizosaccharomycetaceae. Gene Ontology annotation, molecular function: structural constituent of ribosome. The record is from RefSeq and is a predicted model, not a curated record.
AUGAUUGAAAUCGUGCAGAAAACGGCCAUACCGAAAAAUGGAUUGGGAUCCUUUAUCCGUCCUUGCCAAAGGAUCGAACUCUCAUACUGCAAUUGGGGCGGAAGUUCCAAAUCAAUGAAAGAGUUUUUAACGAAAAAGUUAGCUCCUAUUGCAAAAACCUCUCAGGAUAUCGAGUUUCAUGUUUACAACAGACAAGGACAGCAUCCUUUAAUACGAGCAUUUUACAAUACUGGACGUGAAAAAACAAUCUGCACUAGAAAGAUGGACACCAAGCAGAUUAUGGACAAAAUUACAAUGUGCCGUGACAGUGAUGGUUUGAAACCACGAUUUAUCAAACAACCAGUCCAAUCUACAAAUCCAUCUGUGCGUGGUGUUUGGAGCCCUUUUUCUGAAUCAGCAAAAUCAUAUCGGGUUUAUGGGAAAAAUUGA